CCUCGAGUUGAACUGCAGCAUCGUGUGCUGCUUCGCUAGUCUGACUGCAUUUGGUUUUACUGACCUCUGAAUCCACCAGCCAACAGUUUCACUGGUGUCCAAAUCCAAACAGGAACAAGAGGAAGUCCUGCACCAGCACUUGGCUUCACUGGCCUAAUUAAAGAAGAAACUCUGGUUAGCCAGUGUCCAUGUGUAAGUUCAAGUUCUCUCAGUACAGCUUUGUUUUCUUUAUUACUGUAUUUCAGCAGCAAAAGUGAGAACAAUAGUUAAAGUUAAUAAUAAUAAUAACAAACACUGACAGCGUGGAGGGCAGGGCUUCACAGCCAGCAGCAGGAGGUUUAUGGAUUACUGAUUACUGGGUGAGAUACAAAGCUGUCAAAGGUCACAGCGGGCUACAAAGGAACAGACAGAAACGAAGACAACGACUGACACAACAGACCUUCAACAGCUCAAUGAAAAGGCUGUGACCUCUGUGAACGGAACUAAUUCCCUCCAGGAAACCGAAACACAGACACCUUCAGCUGAACGAAGGCUUCAGCAGGAACCAAACGCCUCGACAAGCACACAAGAGAAGCAGAUUCAGGGACGAGUGAAGGUGAACAGUGCAAGACCUCAGCAGGUGGAGUUUCCAUUCUGCAAGUCCUCCUGUUGGGUCUCCUUCUGGUUCUCCACGCUGCCCUGGUGAGCAGCCAUGCUCAGAAGAACAAGAACCUUCAGUGGACCCUGCAGGUUUGAGCUCCAGCAGGGCCGCUUUCUCUCCUCGCUUCCACCCUCCCCUGAACUCUCCAGACUCCAUUACCCAGCAGGCAGUGGUAACAGGAAGUACAGGACCAGGCAGGAAGUGGGACAGAUGAGCUUGGCUCAGAUCAACCGCAUCUUAAAGGCCAAUGAAUACAGUCACAGUCUCCCCAGAGGACCCGCCUCCCAUGGCGUCCUGGGUUUCCAUAGCAACAUGUUGCCUUCCAACCACCCCGGUGAGGACCGUCGGAGCAACGCCACCUACCUGCCAGGCUGCGGCUUGCAGUUUGGUGUGUUUGAUGGCCACGCUGGGCCAGCAUGCGCUCAUGCUGUCAGCCAGAGGCUCUUCUACUACAUCACCGUGGCAACGCUGCCACUGAGAACACUGGCGGAGCUCGAAAGGGCGGUGGAGGAGGAACGGGCCAUCCCACCACUGCUGGAGUGGCACAAACACCCCCAAGACCACAGCUGCCCUGACGGAGGAGCAAUCUCCUUCCAAAGCCUCCGAAACUACUGGCAGGAGAGGCUGGAGGAUGGAGAGGAGGAGGAGGAGGAGGAGGAGGAGGAGGAGGAGGACAGUGGCAGAGUUACAUCAGCGCUGAUCAGCGCUUUCCGUCGCCUUGACUAUGACCUCUCUGUGGAAGCCCAGGUCCACCUGUCCAUGUCCUCACCCAGACGAGUGUCUCUCCCAGGCGAGCCGUUCUCUCUGUCCUCUCCCCUCCAGGUGGCGCUGUCUGGCUGCACAGCCUGCGUCGCCCACAUCUCAAACGGGGUCUUGCAUGUGGCUAACCUGGGUGACAGCCGAGCCGUCCUGGGUGUCCAGGAGCCGGACGGGUGCUGGUCGGCUGUCAGUCUCACCAACGAUCACAACGCACAGAACCCAGACGAGCUCCAAAGAAUUCUUGGGGAACACCCGCCAUCGGAGCGGAGGACGGUGGUCCGCCAUGACCGUCUGCUGGGCCUGCUGCUGCCCUUCAGGGCGUUCGGUGACGUCCGCUUCAAAUGGAGCGCAGAGAUGCUGAGUCGCGUCUACGAAACACGACCAGACAUCCUGUCCGCGGUCAGUGAGGCGGUCCGGGCGCUGCCACCACACUACCUGACUCCGCCCUACCUGAGUGCCCAGCCAGAGGUCACCCGACAUCGCAUCAGACCCAAUGACAAAUUCCUGGUGCUGGCCACUGACGGACUGUGGGAGCUGAUGCACCGACAGACGGUUGUCCAGCUGGUGGGAGAACAACUGACAGGCCUUCAGCAGCAGAGACCCAUAAUCCCCAGCAUGGGCAUGACGCUGGGCAGUCUGCAGCGCCUCCUGCUGGAGAGGAAGGGACGGGUUCUGUCGGUGCUGGAGGACCAGAAUGCUGCCACCCACCUGCUCCGCCACGCUCUCGGGGAUGACGGCUACGGAGCGGUGGAGCCAAACCGUCUCGCCAAGAUGCUGAGCCUGCCGGUAGAACUGGCCAGGAGGUACCGCGAUGACAUCACCAUCACUGUCAUCCACCUGAACGAACCCGACCUUUGACCAGGUCACCUGCAGGACUUUGUUAUAUAUUUGUUUUUUUAUAUACAUGACAUGUUUGUGAAACUGACGACAACAGACUUCAGAGUUUCUGAAUGUUUCUCAUUGAAAUGAACUGAGCGAUCGAUAACUGAAAACUGUCCUCAGAUCAGUCGGUGUGUUCACUGACGUCACUGCUCUGAAUGACCAGAGGACGCUUCUGCUGGAACAAUGGAUUCAGUUUAUUUAUUUUUCUUGCCUGCUUUUACUGAUAUUCUGUGUGUAAAUUCCUUAUUUAAUUAUCCAGAUGUUCUUUGUAUCUCUACAUUUAAGUGAAGAACGAAGAAUCCUUUAUUCUGAAAAUGAUACUUCCUGUCAGCAGAAUAAGAGACAGCAUUUCUCAGUGACUUCAAAAUAAAAUUUAAUCAAGGAUUUUACAAAAUCAAAUUCUUGAUUAGAAAACAGUUAAAUACCAAAUGGCUUCAAACCAAACAAUUAGCUGACACCGACUUCAUGUCACCGGGCCCCCUCACAGCUCACAGAGCUCAAUCAUUGGAUGACACUCAAACAGAUGGGGCUGAGUGGAGGCCACGCCGAAAAAUGCUAAGAAGAAC
Messenger RNA from Scatophagus argus, 2847 nucleotides. RefSeq names its product pyruvate dehydrogenase [acetyl-transferring]-phosphatase 1, mitochondrial-like. The coding region runs from base 692 to 2257 and encodes 521 amino acids. Gene Ontology annotation, molecular function: protein serine/threonine phosphatase activity. The record is from RefSeq and is a predicted model, not a curated record. Lineage: Eukaryota; Metazoa; Chordata; Actinopteri; Scatophagidae. The transcript has 7 exons. Gene Ontology annotation, biological process: protein dephosphorylation.